AUGCUCACCCGCUUAGCAGUCCGCACGCCUCUGCGUUGCCUAACGUCCAGUCUCUACCUGUCCAGCAUCCGCGCGCCAGUUCCCCAACGCACCAUGUCCACCUCGCCCUCAUUCAAACUCGACCCCUCUCUCUUCAACCGCACACUAUACGACCGCGUAAUAUCGAAAUGGUUCCCCGGUAUCGACACCAGCGGGCAGGAGCUCGACAUGACCGUGGUGAAGCGCUGGUUCAUGGCGAGCCCCGCCGAACGAGUCGCAUUCGACACACAAUGUCGCGAAGCCUUUUCUCCCGCGUUGGAAGCCAUUGGCCCCGACAAAUGCCCCGACGCGACCGCGCACCCGUUCCUCGACGAAUUGCGCCGUAUUGCUGAGCCAAAUGGGGAUGCGAAUAGCGAGGAAGCGGCGUGGACGGCGCUUAGUAUGGCACUGCUGCUCGACCAGAUACCGCGGAAUAUAUACCGUACAGAUUUUGGGCUGCAGCUUGUAUACAACCACUACGACUGCGUGGCGAAGCAUCUAGUCCGUACGCUCUUAUCCCCCGAGUCGCCUAUUCCACGCCCGGAUUUGCAUCCAGUCUUCCGCCUUUCGUCGCCGCAUAGAAUGUGGUUCUACAUGCCGCUUCUCCACUCUGAAGACGUGGCUGAUCACGAUUUUGUAGACGGCAUUGUGUAUGAGCUGGAGAAAGAGGUAGCAAGUUUAGAGGGAUACAAAGGCACAAAGAUGUUUCUUGAGGGGUACAACAAGUCGGCUAGGGAACAUAGAGAUAUACUGGAUAGGUUUGGUAGAUAUCCGCAUCGGAAUGGGGCGUUGGGUAGGGAGAGUACAGAGGAAGAGAAACGGUUCUUGAAAGAGGGAGGAGCUACGUUUGGGGUUGUGCAGGAGACGAAGGAAGCUGCGUUCUAG
Messenger RNA from Bipolaris victoriae FI3, 903 nucleotides. RefSeq lists its product as hypothetical. The coding region runs from base 1 to 903 and encodes 300 amino acids. Gene Ontology annotation, molecular function: protein binding. The record is from RefSeq and is a predicted model, not a curated record. NCBI's taxonomy places the organism in Eukaryota, Fungi, Ascomycota, Dothideomycetes, Pleosporales, Pleosporaceae. The transcript has a single exon.